This is a messenger RNA of Geosmithia morbida, 1044 nucleotides long. Its product is annotated as ZnF C2H2. Gene Ontology annotation, molecular function: RNA polymerase II cis-regulatory region sequence-specific DNA binding; DNA-binding transcription factor activity, RNA polymerase II-specific. The transcript is spliced from 4 exons. Bases 1 to 1044 code for a protein of 347 amino acids. The record is from RefSeq and is a predicted model, not a curated record. Lineage: Eukaryota; Fungi; Ascomycota; Sordariomycetes; Hypocreales; Bionectriaceae. Gene Ontology annotation, cellular component: nucleus. Gene Ontology annotation, biological process: regulation of transcription by RNA polymerase II.
AUGGGCCUCUCCUUCUGGGGUUCGGCCCCUGCGGCCUACCAGGAGUGGCCGGCGCCCACGGCACUUCCGGUGGAUAACUCAACAACCAUAGAGAUGAUGAAUCCAAUUGCAAAUGUCUCGCAGUUCAUCGACCAGUAUUUCCCGGUUAGCAGCCGUGCGCCGGUGGAAACAACCUGGUCGGCCGCGAUCGACUUUCACCCCACUAACAACGGCGCUGCCAAUCCCGACUCACGACCACCACUCACUACUGAGCAACACAUGGCUCCCUUUACCGACAUCUCCAUGGGCAAGCCUGCUGCCAUCAGGUUGUCGCUCUCCUCCAAUACUAUCACACCCAAUGAAACGCUCGAUCCCCAAAGACGCGUUAAGUUCGACACCACUGUGGACCAGCUUAUAAGGGUCGACAACGACACCGACCCCCAGGCCAUAACUCCGGCUCCGUCCCCUCGCGUCGACGAGGUCUCGGCCCGCUCCAGCCCCGUCAGCUCUGCCAGCUCCAUCAUCUCCAAAGGAGUUUGCGACGGCAGCCACUACAACAAGACCUUCUCUAAGAAGACGCACCUCGAUAUCCACAAGCGCACGCACACUGGAAACCGUCCUUACACUUGCCACCACGACAGCUGCACCCUGACCUUCUCUCAGCUAGGAAACCUCAAGAAGCGCAAUGUCAAGCCGCACGAAGAGACUCACGAGGGCAAGAAGCCGUUCCGCUGCCUUCUCGAGGAUUGUGACAAGACGUUUUCGCAGCUUGGCAACAUGAAGACGCACCAGAGCAACCUCCACAAGGAAGCCAUUCACAACCUAACCGCCAAGUUUGUUCAAUUCACCAAUAAUGGCUACGUCCCGGAGGAGUACCGGGCACUGUUUGACUACUUCAAGCUGCACUACAAGAACAACAACAGGGGUAUCAAGGGACGCGGCAAGGCCCGCAAGAUUGCCGGACGCGACGCCCAGGCUCCUCGCAAAGUUAAGGCGAACGCCUCCGCCACAAACAACGCCAAUAAGAAGCAGUUCCUCAAUGAGAGUCCCCAGGUUGCCAAGUAG